Molecule: messenger RNA, 1521 nt
Organism: Heterobasidion irregulare TC 32-1
Lineage: Eukaryota; Fungi; Basidiomycota; Agaricomycetes; Russulales; Bondarzewiaceae
Product: equilibrative nucleoside transporter
Exons: 5
Coding region: 1-1521 (506 amino acids)
Biological process (GO): nucleoside transmembrane transport
Cellular component (GO): plasma membrane; fungal-type vacuole membrane
Molecular function (GO): nucleobase transmembrane transporter activity; nicotinamide riboside transmembrane transporter activity
Source: RefSeq, a predicted model, not a curated record
AUGCACGCCCGUCGUCGCUCUACGUCUCUUCCUCCAAAUGAUGCGCCAUAUCAGCCAAUACCCCAGGAGGUGUACUCCCCAGACUUCGCCCAUGCUAUACCGUCCACGGUCCUGGAAACAGAGCUAGACGUCGAAGAGGCCGAGGGCGCCGUUCUCUCCGAUCCCAUCCUGCCGCACCCAGUGGACAACCAGGUAAGAUGGAUCCACUUCGUGCUAGGGUGCGCUGUUCUGCUGCCAUGGAACGUGAUGAUCACGGCGACGCCGUACUUCUUGUCGCGACUGGAGGGCUCCCCGAUGCGGAGGGCCUUCAGCUCCUAUCUCUCCACCUCCUUUACAUUCGCCAACUUUUUCUUCCUCGCGCACGCAACUGCGACUUCGAAGAAGGCGUCUUCCUCGAAACAAGUCCAAUGGGCGACCCUCACCCUCGCCAUCCUCACACUCCUCCUCACCCUAAGCACAUACGUGACGCUGCCCCCUUCCCUCUUCUUCCCCUUCGUGAUCGUCAACGCAAUCGCGCAGGCGGGCGCAGGAUCCUACCUGCAGACCUCCGUCGUCGCCAUCGCGUCGCUCUUCGGCCCAGCAACGAUGCAGGCCGUCAUGUCCGGCCAAGCCGCCGUCGCGAUCGUCGUGUCCUCAGUGCAGGUCAUCAGCGCGAGCGCCUCGUUGCGCACGUCCUCCGCGCCCGCAGCCGCGAUCGCGGGCAACGGAGACACGGAGGCGCGCUCCGCGUUCAUCUUCUUCGCGCUCUCGACGAUGUUCCUCGUCGCCACCGCAGGCGCGAACGUGUGGCUGACGCGCAUGCCGGCGUUCAGGGCCAUCGUCGCGCCCGCCGCGGGCGACGAGCCGCACUACGCGCGCGCACGCAGCCUGUCGGUCGACCAGUCUGAGCGGCGUCCGCUCGUUUCCGACGCUGCCGAUCUGAGCGCCUCUGGCAAGAGCAGGAUCUUGCGGAUCGCGAAGAAGAACGUGCUGUACGAGCUCGCGGUCGCCUAUGUAUUUGUGAUCACCCUGUCGGUCUUUCCGCCUCUGACGAUAUCCGUGCAGCCGACGAACCCGAACACGUCGCCGCUGAUUUUCAGCUCCAUCCACUUUCUCGUCUUCAGCUGCGGCGAUUUUCUGGGGCGCCACCUCUGCUCCUACCCGCGCCUGCUCAUCUGGUCCGCGAAGCGGCUCGGCACGCUGUCGCUCCUCCGCACGCUUUUCAUCCCCCUCUUUCUGGCGUGCAACAUCCAGCGGGACCCCGGUAUGCCUGCGGGCGCAUCCACGCCACUCAUAGGCUCCGAUGUGCUGUUCAUGUUGAUUCUGCUCGUGUUUGGGGUGUCGAACGGGUACGUGUCGAGCUUGUGCAUGAUGUCCGCGGGCUCGCUGGAGCACAAUCGUCGGCUUGAGGGACGGAAGGAGGACGUGGACAUCGCGGCGACGGUGGCGAGCUUUUGUUUGGUGGGAGGCCUCGUCUUGGGCAGCGUGAUGAGCUUUGGGGUUCGGGCGGCGGUGUGCGGAUGCAAUCCGUUUACAGCGUGA